UAACUGAUAAAGAUAAAGAGUUAAUUAUUAACAGAUCCUUUGAAUGAUCAUUGGUGGAAUUUUUAUAAAUAUGCAGUUAAAUGUAUAAGAAAAAUUUUUUGAAUUUAACAAUUUUCAAGGUUAACCAAAGAUAACAAAUGUCGAAAACUGGACUAGAGGGAAAUUUGUUUGAUGCUGUGAGGCAACUAGCAGAGAGUGAAAUUCAACUUAUUAAAGCUAUUGAGGAAUCUACCAUGGAUUGUCAAAGAAAUACUACGGAUAUGAAAUCUACAACAAAAAAAAAGAAUACCAAAAAAUCAUCUAAACUUUCAAAUGUUCGACCGUCUGCCGCUUUAUUGGCAGCAAAACAAGAGGCAGUACAGCGCAAAAUAUUACAAAAUAAAAAGUCUAACACAAACUUUGUAUACGACAUUUAUCAAAAGAUAAGAGAUGCAUAUAGUAUUGUGCAUAAGGAAACUGGUAUUGUUUAUGAUCAUUCUAUGGAGGAACAUAAAUGUUUGUGGGAUGAGAAUUAUCCUGAAUGUCCAAAUAGAUUAAUAAGGAUCUUAGAAAGAUGUAAAGAGUUAGAAUUAUUGAAUAGAUGUAAAUUAAUUUCAACCAGAUAUUGUACAGAAAAUGACAUACUUCAAAUGCACAGCCAAAAACAAAUAGAUAUAUUAAAAUCAACCAGUGGAUGUAUGGAUUUGGACAAAUUGGAAACAUUGUCUUCUAAAUAUGAUGCUAUAUAUAUACAUCCAUCCACUUAUAAAUUAUCUUUAUUGGCUGUAAGUUCAACAAUAAGUUUGGUAGAAAGUAUUUGUAAAGGAGAUAUACAAAAUGGCAUGGCCAUUAUCAGACCACCUGGACAUCAUGCAAUGAAAUCUGAAUAUUGUGGAUAUUGUUUUUAUAAUAACGUGGCUAUUGCAGCAAAAAAAGCUUUAAAUGAUAAUUUAGCAAAUAAAAUUCUUAUUGUUGAUUGGGAUGUACAUCAUGGACAAGCUACUCAACAAAUGUUUUAUGAUGAUUCACGUGUAGUUUAUUUUUCAAUACAUCGUUAUGAAAAUGGAACAUUCUGGCCUAAUUUAGAAGAAUCUGAUUUUCAUUACAUUGGUAAAGGUUUGGGAGAAGGUUAUAAUUUUAAUAUACCACUUAACAAAACUGGUAUGACAAAUGCUGAUUAUAUUGCAAUAUUUCAACAAGUUUUAUUACCAAUGGCUUAUGAGUUUCAACCUGAUCUCAUAAUAGUCUCAGCUGGUUAUGAUGCAGCAUUGGGAUGCCCAGAGGGUGAAAUGGAAAUAACACCUGCAUGUUAUGCACAUCUAUUGUCAUCUCUAUUGAGUUUGGCAGCUGGAAAGGUAGCUGUAGUAUUGGAGGGUGGUUAUUGUUUAAAGUCAUUGGCUGAAAGUGCUGCACUAACUUUGCGAACAUUAUUAGGUGAUCCAUGUCCUAUGUUGCAAACAUUACAAUUACCAUCAUUAAGUAUACGAGACACGAUUUUAAAUACUAUCUACAUUCAUAAACAGUUUUGGAAAUGUUAUCAAUAUCAAGAACAAUAUAGUAUUAAUAAUAGAAUUGACAGAAAAGAAGAAAAUAAUGAUCAACAUUUGCCUGUUGUUAAUUACAAGGGAGAAGUAUAUAAGCCAGAUAUUUAUGAAACAAGAAAUUGUUAUCCUGUACAAAGUAAAAAUACUCUUGAAGCAUUAGAUAAAAAAUUAGAUUCAUUGAUAAAAUUUACAAAUUUAUCCAAAGCACCUAACAAAGUAUGUAUUGUAUAUGACAAUAGGAUGUUGAAACAUUGCGAUACUAUUAAUAACACACAUCCAGAAAAGCCAAAUCGAAUUUUAAGCAUUUAUAAAAAACAUGAAGAACAUGGUUUAUUAGAGCGGUGCUAUUUACAACAAGGAAGAGUGGCAACAGAGGAAGAAAUAUUAUUAGCUCAUUCACAAGAUUACAUUCAUGCAAUAAAAAAGACAGAAUCAUUUAAAACCAAAGAUUUGGAAAGGCAAGCAUUAAAAUAUAAUUCUGUUUAUUUGCAUAAUGAAACAUGGUUUUCUGCUUGUGUAUCUGUUGGCUCAUUACUUCAAAUUGUGGACAAUGUAUUAAAUGGACAAGCACAAUCUGGAGUUGCAGUAAUAAGACCUCCAGGACAUCAUGCAGAACCAAAUCUAGCAUGUGGUUUUUGUAUUUUUAAUAAUGUUGCAGUAGCAGCAAAAUAUGCUCUAAAUAUUCAUAAUGUAAAGAGGAUAUUAAUAGUAGAUUGGGAUGUACAUCAUGGAAAUGGAACUCAAUCUAUUUUUGAAAAUGAUCCAAAUGUACUUUAUAUAUCCAUUCAUCGUUAUGACAAUGGAAGUUUUUUCCCACAUUCUAAAUACGGCAAUUAUACUUCUGUUGGGUCAGGGUUAGGAGAAGGUUAUUGUAUAAAUAUACCAUGGAACAAAAAAGGAAUGGGAAAUGCAGAAUAUAUAGCUGCAUUUCAACAAGUUGUUAUGCCAAUUGCUUAUCAAUUCAAUCCAGAUUUAGUUCUAGUCUCUGCAGGCUUUGAUGCUUGUAUUGGAGAUCCACUAGGGGGAUGUACAGUAACUCCAGAAAUGUAUGGACAUUUAACACAUUGGUUAUCUUCUUUGGCAAAUGGACGUAUCAUCCUUAGUCUGGAGGGAGGUUAUAAUAUAAAUUCAAUUUCUCAUUCAAUGGCGAUAUGUACAAAAGCGUUACUUGGUGACCCAUUACCCUUGCUAGAUGCUUCGUUAAUACCAUGUUCAAGUGCAAUACAUUCUAUAAAUAAUGUGUUAAAAACGCAAAAAAAAUAUUGGCCCAAUUUAAUGUUCAAUUUAUCAUUGCCAAAAGAAAAUCUCACGAAAAUUGCUACUUAUAAAAAGAUGAAUGAGCAAGUUAGAAAUUCUAAAUUUAAUGAACAUUCAGAAUCCAAAAUUGCUUUAGAGGGCAUUGAAAAUGAAAAAUUGGAUAUUAAACUUUCUUUUAAUAAAAAUAGUAUGAAUUUAGUAACGGAUGAAGAGAUAUUGAAACUUCAAAAUGAGAUAGAAAAUAUAAAAAUUAAGAAUUCAAAAACUAUGAAGGAAAUAACGACUACAGAAAUAGCUAGAACAUGUGUAAAUAAGGAUCAACAAAAAGAGAGACAGAGAAGAGAGACUGCAGGAAGUUCUAACAAUGCAAGUAGUAGUAAUGAUUUUGGAGAGAAUAGAGGAAUUUAUGAUGGAGCUGCAGCAACAAGUUUAACCGAUUAUCUCUCUGAUAAUCUGCAGGCAUUAAUAGCUGGAGAAAUGUUUGCUGUUAUACCAUUGCGCGAUUGUCCACAUCUAGAUACUGUUAAUGAUGUACCAUCUCGUGGUAUUGAUGUACAUUUACCAUGUUUGGAAUGUGGUAGCAAUGUAGAAAAUUGGAUUUGUCUACAAUGUUACACCGUACAUUGUGCAAGAAAUAUCAAUCAACAUGCAUUAUUACAUGCUGAUGAAACUCAACAUCCUUUGACUCUAAGUUUUAGUGAUUUAUCAGUUUGGUGUUACGGAUGUGAAGCUUAUAUUGACAAUCCGAGAUUAUAUGCGGCUCGGAAUGCAGCACAUCAAAGUAAAUUUAAUCAAGAUUCACCAUGGACUUAUGAGGGACAAUGAAUUAGUGCCAUAUUUUGGUUAUGAUUACGUGUAGCUGAUAUUGAUAAAAUUAGAAAUUUAUUGGAAUGUUAUUAUUUAGUAUUUUUACAUAUUAUUUUUACUAAAUUCUAAAUAAUCUGUCUUUACUAAAUUUUUAACAAAAAUUGCUAUUCUUUUACAAAAUAAUCUAUAUAUAAUUAGGAAUAGAAAAACGAAUAUAUAUGAAA
Molecule: messenger RNA, 3811 nt
Organism: Vespa mandarinia (Asian giant hornet)
Lineage: Eukaryota; Metazoa; Arthropoda; Insecta; Hymenoptera; Vespidae
Gene: HDAC6
Product: histone deacetylase 6
Biological process (GO): epigenetic regulation of gene expression
Cellular component (GO): histone deacetylase complex
Molecular function (GO): zinc ion binding; histone deacetylase activity
Source: RefSeq, a predicted model, not a curated record